Messenger RNA from Schizosaccharomyces cryophilus OY26, 2682 nucleotides. Its product is annotated as kinesin-like protein Tea2. Gene Ontology annotation, biological process: microtubule-based movement. Bases 175 to 2100 code for a protein of 641 amino acids. Gene Ontology annotation, molecular function: ATP binding; microtubule binding; microtubule motor activity. The record is from RefSeq and is a predicted model, not a curated record. NCBI's taxonomy places the organism in Eukaryota, Fungi, Ascomycota, Schizosaccharomycetes, Schizosaccharomycetales, Schizosaccharomycetaceae. The transcript has a single exon.
CGUUAAAUGCACUGUUUUUAUUAAUGCCAACUUUUUAGAAAAGAAUCAUAUUGUGAAGAAACAUCUUGGAUCUUAAUUUAGUCAUUCUUUUUUCUGGAGAAAUCCUUGUCUAAAAAAUUAAAGACUCGUGUGCUUAACAGUCGUGAAGACUGCAAACUGGGAAUUUUAAAUGAGAUGAGUUCAUCUGCAAACAAACCCAGUUCUACAGGUAUGGUGACACCUCGAAGGUAUUCUACCAUGACUACUUUGAGGAACUUGACACCUCAGGGAAAAGGGAAUUACCCUCAGAGCCCUUUGGUGAAUCGAAACUUUUCGAAUCCUUCAACCCCUAUGUUUCGAAGCAAUAGCACGCAACUGAACUUUACUAGUUCUUCAGCUCUUGACCUUGGUCUUCCUGAGGCAGUUGCAGCGUCUCCCGGGACUCUGGAUCGAUAUCCUCGCCCUUCCCUUUUAAGCCUUCAAGAUGCGAGCAGUUACCGAACCGAUUCAUUUGACAGUGCAGUUUCUUCAUCCUCAAAAGCCGCCAAAUUCUCCUCUUCCGGUGGUGGUGAUUUACCGUUGUUGGGUAAUGAUAUUAUAACAAGCAUUCGUAUACGUCCUAUCAAUCAACCUUCAAAUAACAUCUGGACGCAUGGGCCCGUCCCAAACGAUCUUUACGGACGAGAAUACAUUCGACAAGAUUCUAGUUCGAACUCUUCUGCACUUCAGCAAGAAUACAUGUUUAAUCAUGUCUUCGGCAUGGAGUCCGACAACAGCAGUAUUUAUCAGAAAUCUGUCGCCUCUGUAGUCCGUAAUGUAUUUUGCGGAUACAACGGCAUUGUUUUUGCUUACGGUAUGACAGGAACUGGUAAAACAUACUCUAUGCAAGGAACAGAAGACGAGCCCGGCAUCAUUCCUUUAGGUAUGCGCGAUCUCUUCGAUAUGGUUGAGUCAAACGCGGAUUCUGACACAUUUCAAAUUCGCAUCUCAUAUCUGGAAAUUUACAACGAGAGGAUCCGGGAUUUAAUUAGUAAUUCUCAAGAAGAACCAAAGGUUCGUGAAGGCGCUAAUGGCGAGGUAAUUGUCUCACCGAUGACCCGCGUACUGGUAACGAGUCCAGAAGAAGUAAGUCAGGUUAUUGAACAAUGUAAUGCUAUUCGAAAAACAGCUGCUACCGACUACAAUACCUAUAGUUCUAGGUCUCAUGCAAUAUUACAGGUCUUUCUUAUUCGGAAUUCAUUGUCAACUCAUACAACAAGAACAUCAACUCUCAGUCUUGUCGAUUUGGCAGGAAGUGAACGAGCUUCUACUGAUCAUGAACGAAGGAAAGAGGGUGCAUUCAUCAAUAAAUCCUUGCUUACAUUAGGUACUGUUAUUUCUCGACUGUCGAACUCUGUAAAUGGAGGGUCCUCUUCCAGCAACAAUCAUAUUCCUUACCGUGAAUCUAAACUUACUCGCUUGCUGCAACAGUCUUUGUCAGGUCAAUCUCAGAUAUCCUUGUUGGCAACUAUCAGUAUCGAGGCUCGACACGCUGUGGAAUCUACAAAUACCCUUAAAUUUGCUAUGAGAACCCAAAAUUUACCCACUGAAAUCCGACAGGCCGAAGCUUCUACUAAUUAUCAGGCCGAAGUAACUUCCUUACGUGCUGCACUAGCUAAGAGCAACCAAGAACUUGAGCUUUUUUCAAACACGCUUAAGCAACUCAAAUCAGAUCUAGAGGAAAGGGAUGCUUACAUAUCAUGGCUUGAAGCCGAAAAAUCGCAUGAAAGCGCUAUUAGUCGUGUUCGGUUACGUAUGGAGGAACUCCUUUCCGAUCGAAACAUGGAAAUUGCAGACUUGAAAGAGGACGUUAAUGAUAAGGAGAAAAUAAUUUAUGCACUGCGGUCGUCACAGAGACGACGCGAGCUUGCUGAGUUGAAUCAAUCUAAAAUUCGUUUUUCGAGAUUUCGAGACUUACCGAAUCGUAAGUAUGAAAUCGACGAAUCCGAAAAGGAAAAUUCAACCUUGUCAAAAGAGAACGAAAGCGCAACUGGAUAUGUCACUGACCCUGCUGAAAUGGAUCAAGAUGAUGUAGAAACAAUUUCUCUGGAAGCAAUUAAUUCACCACCAGCAGCCGUUUAAUGAUUUUUUGGGAAAGAAUUCUCUUAUAUUUUUAGAAAAAACUAUUAUCUUCAGAAUACUUUAAGUUCCUAUGGUUCAUAAAGUCCUUCAUUUUAUCCUUAUUUUGACUUAUGCAUUUACUGCAUUUGAAAGCACUUCACUAUUUAUCUUGUGUACUGCACUUAUUCCUUUUGUUACAAUGGUACUUUGUCCUUUUACCAUUCAUAUCCUAUGGCUUCUUUAUGUUUACUUUUUCAAUCUUACAUGAUUCCUAAAUAGCAAAGGCAUCUAGGUUGCAAAAUAUACUCAUUUAUGUCAGAUUUUGUUGGGCUGAAGAAGCUGAAUUGGUAUAGUCUGACCGAAAUUUAGAUAAAUUGGCAAGAGUCAUCUUUGAACUCUAUGGAUAUUACUACAAAUUUUCUUUCUCGCAGCCUAUCUGAGAUUACUUCCACUGUUUCUGAUGCGUCAGGUGACUUUUCUUCGUCAAGUACAAACUAUGAAUUUGAACAAAAAUUACGCCGAUUAGUUGAACAUGCUUUUUGUCCGAUUGUCUUUACAUUGUGCUCGGAAGAUACGGAAAGCUUCAUAAAAGGAAAAGGCUUU